Molecule: messenger RNA, 1622 nt
Organism: Hordeum vulgare subsp. vulgare (domesticated barley)
Lineage: Eukaryota; Viridiplantae; Streptophyta; Magnoliopsida; Poales; Poaceae
Exons: 3
Coding region: 717-1253 (178 amino acids)
Source: RefSeq, a predicted model, not a curated record
UCUUUCGUUUCCUUGGAGCGAGGUUUUAGGUUAGAGAGAUACAGUACAUGUAAGGUGGACUCGCUCGGGAUUUACCACCCACACCACCCCUGGAGCCCAGUCAGGCGCUUGAGUUCAAGGAGAGGGGUGAUAUUGACACUCUUUUCUCUCACUCGACCCAGUCCAUCGGGCUUGCGGUUCCUGUUGGUGAUGAGGUUGUCGUGUCUGGAGCGUUGGCACAUGUGCCCAAGGCUCUCUUCACGAGAGAUUUUGUGAUUUCCUCGCUACUUUGGACCUGCUAACCUUGGAUCUGACAAGAUGAUUGGUUGUCUCCAGAAGGACAUAGUAGAUAUAAGAGCAAGAGAGGUGGUGUUGGCCCCUUCACAUCAUCUUGAAGGAGAAACCAUGCAAAAGUAGAACAAAGAAGGUGACGCUAUAUGUAACGUGUCUGUGGUUACUUGAUGGAUGGCUCUCAGUUUAUUGGCCUAUCAUCAUGGUUAUGCUCAUGUCUGUUGCCUUUGGCGGUGUUUUUUUUUGUCAGCUUACUACCAGCCCAUAAGGGCUCAUUUGUGAUGUUGAGACUCAUAUGACGACACACUGUAGGAGUGGCGUGUUGGGAGUGUCCAUUUUGUUUUUAUGGUUGUGUGACCUUGUGGUUUGCUAGUAGUCCACUUGCCUCAGGGGGUUGUGACUUGGUUGCCUUUUGUGGGCAAGUCUAUCCGGAAAUUCUCUUGUUAAUGGGUGAGGUAAAUCCUUUGCCUCCUUUUUUAAAAUACAAAAAGAUACAUCUAAGGCUUGUAUCUGGGAUAAUGUGGAUAAGCACACCGUCACGUGCCACACGGUCUGACGUUCAAACCCUAUUGUGGAAAGGAAAUGUAUGCGCGAAAAGAGUUGUCUGGCGACGAGUCAGGCGACCUCGUCGCUGGCCGCAUCAGGAAACGCCGGCGACGGGAGUUUCAGGCCUGGAGGGCGGUUCUGGGUUCUGGCUGACAGUGACGAUGAGGAGGAGGCCCUCGCCACCGACGGAUGCGGACAGGAUCGAGGCCGCCAGGAGGGUUGCCCGUCAAAGAAUAUCGGCGUCGUCUGUGCGGCCGUGGCAGGGUCCUCUUCCUAAGGUUAUCUUCAAAAUUACCGCACUGAUCCGCACAUGGUCGUUACUCACUCCUGUGGCAGCCAGGGAGCAUAUGGUUGCUGGGUGUGCCCGUUGGAAGAUGGUAGCACAGGAUAUCUUCAGCCGGUUUGGAUGGCGACAUUUUAAUAGGAUAGGUGUUUGAACAUCUAGAUCUUUUAGUCAUCUCCGGCUUUGGCGCGAAGCUCGCUUGUAUUUUUAUUUUUUACUCUUUGUUACUUUUAGUUGUACUCUGUCGACACUUGUUUUGGUUUAAUAUAUGGCUGCAUGCAUCUAUUGAUGCAGAGGCCGGGGCUAAGCCUUCUUUUCAAAAAAACGUGCCACACGGUCUAGGGAGUUCUUAGGAUUGAUGUCCCCGCCAUAGUAAAAUAAGGAAUGAGUCUCCAUCGCGGUGGUGCGUCUCAAGGAAGGUGGAUGUUUUUUUACGAUGGAGGUGUUGAAAAUAUGCCAUAGAGGUAAUAAUAUUGUAAUAUUAUAUUUUCAUAUUCAUAAUUAUGAGUUAUAUUCAAUGGUA